CAGCUGGGAACCGAUUCAGUCUCUGCCGGCUCUCCACUCUGCCAGGGGGAGCUCGGCGGUGAGCACGCCGCAGCGCGCCCGCACUCUGUGGCCAGAGCGGAUUCACGCGAGGCUGCGGCCGCGUGAGACGCCUUUUCCUGGCAGCGAUCUGGGAAAGUCCAGCUUAACUACAGGCCGGUCGGCCGUUGUACGGGUCCCCCCAAGCUGCAGAAGGACGGCGAAAGGGGCCUGAAGCUGAGCUGAGCUCUCCCGGAGUGGGGCGAGCGCGCCAGGGCGAGGUGGGACGGGAGGGAGGGGUGUUGCGAAGCUCACAGCCAGCGGUGGAUUAUCCGGGACAGUUUGCGUCUGAGGGCUGCGAACUGAGCGAGGAGGACAAGGCUAUGCUCAGUGGUGGCGGCGGCGAUGCCCGCCUGGCUAAUGCCGCGGCGCGGGGGCAAGUGGAGACCGUGCGGCAGCUCCUGGAAGCCGGUGCGGAUCCCAACGGACUCAACUGCUUCGGCAGGCGCCCGAUCCAGGUCAUGAUGAUGGGCAGCGUCCGAGUGGCCGAGCUGCUGCUGCUCCACGGCGCGGACCCCAACUGCGCGGACCCCGCCACCCUCACCCGACCCGUGCACGACGCAGCCCGGGAGGGCUUCCUGGACACGCUGGUGGCGCUGCACCGAGCCGGGGCGCGGCUGGACGUGCGCGACGCCUGGGGCCGCCUGCCCGUGGACCUGGCUGAGGAGCGGGGCCACCGCGACGUCGUCCGGUACCUGCGCGCGGCCGCACGGGACACCGGAGGCGGUAGCCACGCUCACGCAGACGCCGCGGAAGGUCCCGCAGACAGUCCCAACCUAAAGCAUCAUUGAAAUCGUCGACAACAUAAUUUGAUCGUCGAAGUGUGAAAAUUUCCUACCAUCUUAAUUAAAACUAAA
This is a messenger RNA of Vicugna pacos (alpaca), 914 nucleotides long. NCBI's taxonomy places the organism in Eukaryota, Metazoa, Chordata, Mammalia, Artiodactyla, Camelidae. The record is from RefSeq and is a predicted model, not a curated record.